AUGAACCAGAGUAGACCUGAAUGGACACAUUGGGACACAGACCCAGGAAGGCCGGUGAACUUCCUCAGGUCUGGUGGAUUGCGGGAAUCCUAUGGAAGGCCAGAGGAAAAAGUGCUCAUCAAUCGUCACGAAGUCACAAUUACCAGAGAUGCCUGGGACAUGCAGGAGUUCAUCACUUAUAUGUACAUCAAGCAACUCCUUCGACAUCCAGCCUUCCAGCUGCUCCUGGCCUCGCUUCUAGUGGCUAAUUCCAUUACCAUCGCUGCGCGCACUAACACUUACCUUGGCCAGCAACACUAUGAGUUAUUCUCUGCCAUAGAUGACAUCGUCCUUACAAUUCUCUUGUGUGAGGUUCUGCUCGGCUGGUUUAAUGGCUUCUGGAUCUUCUGGAAGGAUGGAUGGAACAUACUCAACUUUGUGAUCGUCUUGGUGUUGGUCUUGGGACUCUUCUUUGAAAUAUUCAAUGCCAUUGCCAUCGUGUAUACCCUGAGGGUAUUGAGAUUGGUGCAUGUAUGCAUGGCAGUGGAGCCCCUGGCCCGGAUUCUCCGCGUCAUUAUGCAAUCUGUGCCCGACAUGGCCAACAUCAUGGCUCUCAUCCUCUUCUUCAUGCUGGUUUUCUCUGUUUUUGGGGUCACCCUCUUCGGCUCUAUGGUCCCUGAACACUUUCAGAACAUGAAAGUAGCUCUUUAUACCCUCUUUAUCUGCAUCACCCAAGAUGGCUGGGUCGACAUCUAUGAAGACUUUCAGAUGGAAAAUAGGGAAUAUGGGCUGGAGAUCGGGGGUGCUGUUUACUUUGUCAUCUUCAUCACCCUCGGUGCUUUCAUCGGCAUUAACCUGCUGGUGGUUGUUGUAACCACGAACCUGGAAGAGAUGAUGAAAGAGCGGGAGAGAGAGCAGCAGCAGGAGGUGGCUACUUUUGCCACCCUGGAGAUGAGCAAAGAGGACUACACGAGCGACGAGAAACCAGAACUUCAGCUCGUGCACUGUAAGGAAUGCCUCGGGGAUUGGAGCGGGGUAUCGAAGCAGGAGCCGUUUGCUGGGGGGAUAAUGCAGAAUCUGAACGAGAAUACCUGUGACAACUUCUGCCUGGUGCUCGAAGCUGUCCAGGAGAACCUACAGGCCUACAAGGAGAUCCGGGAAGAGCUCAACAAGAUUGUAGAGGAGGUUCGCUCCAUCCGCUUCAACCAGGAGCAAGAAGAAGAGAUGCUACAUCGGAAGUGGAACCGGAGCUUUUCUGAGGAGAGCGCAACCUCGGUGCACAGCCAGGACAUCCUCUCCAGGCUCAUGAGCAAGGACAAGGGUCUGGAAAACAACAGCAUUCUUUAUGGGAAGCUUAUGAUGAAUCGAUGAAAGGGCAGGACCCAGGACAAGAACAGCUGCACCCACCCAGCCUACUGGAUCUGCCUGAAGCCCGGGCAUGACCGAGGAAAGUCCCUCCUGCUCUUCCAACCCCCCAGCUCUCCCCACCCUGGGAUUGCAGUCACUGCUCCAAUAGUCAAUUUCUUCCUCAGAGCUCCCAAUGGGCACAGAGGCCUGGACAUGGGGAGGGCAGGAUACCUGGGCCCCACACCUACUCCCCCACUCCACCAGGUGCCAAGGAGAAGGUUCCAUGAGGAAGCCUGGACCCUGGGUGAGGCCUUGGGUCUGGAGAGAACAGUCUGGUCUGUAGGGCUGGUGAGAAUGGCUGUCUUAGGAUGGAGAUGGGGGGAGAUAUGGGAUGGACCUGGCUCCAGGAAGUGUGAAUAUUCACUGCUGAAUGGGGCACAUCAUAGUUAAAUUCUAAAAAUUUCCAGGG
Dromiciops gliroides (monito del monte) is the source of this 1795-nucleotide messenger RNA. RefSeq names its product cation channel sperm associated 4 (gene CATSPER4). The transcript has 12 exons. Gene Ontology annotation, cellular component: acrosomal vesicle; sperm principal piece; CatSper complex. Gene Ontology annotation, molecular function: voltage-gated calcium channel activity; calcium-activated cation channel activity. The coding region runs from base 1 to 1350 and encodes 449 amino acids. Lineage: Eukaryota; Metazoa; Chordata; Mammalia; Microbiotheria; Microbiotheriidae. Gene Ontology annotation, biological process: flagellated sperm motility; sodium ion transport; sperm capacitation. The record is from RefSeq and is a predicted model, not a curated record.